UGCAACAAGUCUGGAAACUGCAGGAUCUAGAGCUCUACUCACGAACUGCACCGAAGGUGCGCCAGUGCUGCUCUCUACAUGAAAAUCAUCCAGAGCAAAUUUUCACUUGCGGCUUCGUGGCCGAGAUUUCCGCUGAAAUUAAAUUAUGACCAGAUCAAAAUUACAGUUGUGAAUACUACUAGGAAUGGGGGCAGAAAUCAAGCAUAGCUGUGCGGGCGCCGAACAAGCUGUUAAGGAAAUAUUAGAGUAUUUAAAGUGAGGAUAAUCACCUCCUUCAACUAAAGUUCAUCUCACAUUUUCACAUCAUUUAAAUUGGAAUGAAAUUCCAAAGCAACUGCGCCAAUGCAUUUCAUCUUGUCCUCCGUAUUUGCGCUCCUCAACUUCAGCAAUCUUGCUUCCGCAAGGGCAGUCUUUGCUCAUUUCAUGGUGAGUUUGUGGUCCUUCAGGUGUGAGAGUAACUCUAACAACAUUCCACUAGGUCGAUAAUACCGGAGAGUUUACCCAGCAAAAAUGGUUAAUCGAGAUGCAACUGGCCAUCACGGCCAAUAUAGAUGCCUUCGCACUCAAUAUUGCAUCUGGAAGACUUUUUAACGACGAGCAAAUUUCCAAUGCGUUUGCCGCCGCCUCUUCCGCUGAUUUCAAACUUUUUUUCUCUUUCGACUACGCUAGUGAAGGUGCAUGGGAUAAAGCAGUCGUUACAGCACUGCUCCAGCAAUACACUUCCAAUGCUGCUUACUUCCACACAACCGACACGUCACAGCCUCUAGUUUCGACUUUUGAAGGGCCUGCAUCGGCUGCCGAUUGGAUUGAAAUCAAGGCAUCAACGGGUUGCUUCUUUAUCCCCGAUUGGUCAUCCCUCGGCGCCAACGCGGCUCUUGAACUAGAGGGUGGUGUUGCAGAUGGAUUGUUCAAUUGGGCAGCCUGGUCUCAGAACGGUGAAAGGAUGAAUACUUACAUAGAUGCGUCAUAUCUACAAUAUCUCGGUAAUAAUCAAUCCCCCCAAUUAAGUUGACUUAGUUGCUGAUAUAUCAUUUCUCGUAAGGGAAAAAGCCGUACAUGAUGCCAGCAUCUCCGUGGUUCUACACAAACCUCCCAGGGUUCGACAAAAAUUGGGUAUGGCCAGAUAUCUCUAUGAGCUUGUGGAGUGACCGCUGGACCGAAAUUCUAUUGCAAAAGCCGGAUUAUGUUGAGAUCAUCAGUUGGAACGAUUACGGCGAGGUAUUUAGCUUGCCACAUUCAUGUGUUGCGGUAAUCUCUUGAAAGGCUGCUAAUAACACCUGUAUAGUCACAUUACAUUAGUCAGUCUAGCCCGUCUCCUCCUUUCUUGGAUGGGGACGACACAUUCGACUAUGUAACUGGCAUAGAUCAUGAUGCUUGGACUUACCCACUAGCAAUAUGGGCAGAGCAAUACAAAACUGGAAAGGCCACUGUAACAGAGGAGAGUCUUAUACUUGAGUAUAGUCAGUAGCGGCCAAUAUUUUUUCAGACAUCUGCUAAUUAUAAUGUGGACAGUGCUUCACUCUCCUAAUGACUGCAAUGACGGCAAUACCACAGUAAACACAGCUAGUCAGUAUCAAAUUGAGUCACUUCCCGCAGACAUAAUGACGUACAAGUAUAUUGGUUUUACCGCCACGCUUGGCUCUAUGGCCAAUGUGACGAUUCAUGUAGGCGACCAGGUCUCAGCUGCAAGCUGGCAAACGGUCCCGGCUGGCGAUGUUGGUGUUUAUCACGGAUCUUUGUUGGUAACAGGCACCGGAACAGUUUCGGCCGACUUGGUUCGGGAUGGAGUUACCAUUCUUACCAUCACGGGAGAGUCCAUUGGUGGUUGCGGUGAGGACGGGUACGCUAAUUUCAAUCCUUGGGUCGGCGGCGAUUUUGUCCCAGGGAAGAUAUCUGUCGAAACCCCUUAUGAACUUUCGGAUCUUGUUUGUGUAGAAGGGUCAGGUGCCCCAGGCUUUGCAGAAAUGUGUAGUGUUGUUUGUGAAUACGGAUACUGUCCUAUUGGUGGUAAGUCAGCCACCAACAUCAUUGGCCUCUCUUGCACCUACAAUUACUAAUCUGAACAGCAUGUUAUUGCACGGCUAUAGGAUUGCAAAAAGAUUACCCUGUCUACACAGGAGACACCGGAUUUGCUACUAGCGACCCUGAUUACAAUGGUCUGUGCGCAUGGACGGUAAGCACUUUUAUUUCCUAACCUUGUUUCGAUCUAUGGCACGACUUGAAUGAACCUUUUCUCUGCUUUACAUAUCCCGUCACAUGUGGUAAUGAUGCUUAUUAAUUCUGGGACUUGUGCAGUAUCAAUAUGGAUUUACAUUCCCUAACCACUGCUCUACCACCAAGCAAGUAACCUCUGUACCGACUUCUUCGCCCUUUUUACCCAAGGCGUGCACGGCAGGAGAACGGGCCGUGGCACUGGAUGGAUUAGACGAGCUCUGCGCUUUUACCUGCAGCCUUGGAUACUGUCCUAUUCAUCUCUGCUCAUGCACGUCUGAGGGAGCCUUAGUCUCAGCAGAUGACAUCGACGCCCCUGAUAUUGUGACAUUCACAUCUAAUCCGGAUGACCGCGAUCAAAGUGCCCUCUGUGAUUGGGCUUGUGGUACCGGAGGAUAUUGUCCCUGCGAAAUCGGUACUGGUACUCUGCCCUGCGAUCUUAGCCUCAAUUUCACAAGUAUGAGUGCAUUAUCUGACGCAUCUGGCAACUAUUCCACAUAUUGCAACUCGAUAUAUCUGCUAGAUGUCCUAUACAGCAAUGUUACAGCUGAGCUGGCCGAAUACAACCAAGAAAACGCAGGCUACGACGGCCUUUUUGGAUAUUACCAGACCUACAUCAAAGAUGAGAUCCCAUCGAUACUGAUAUCCUUUAUGGGCUGGAACAUAAGCCAGGAAUUUAGUGCAACGGCGCCGGGUACCAAGUAUUUUGACUGCACAUAUUAUGAUGUUCAUACAAAGAAAAAUCUCACAACUCAGCCAUGUCCAGGGCCACGAGGUGGUGAUAAUUUCGAGAUAUACUGGACACUCAUCAAUUCAACAGGGUUCUACGCAGAUUUGCAAAUAAACUACGGCAUAGAAGCAGAUUGGGUCACCUUGACCGAUGUGGACCAGUCAAGCUGUGUUAGUGAUGACCCACUGACCGUCCCAUGCAUACCACAUCACGAAAUAUGGCACGGCUACCCACAGAUGGCCUCCCAUGUUAACGUAUCAAAUCCCAAAGAUCUAUUUACUGAUGCGGGACCCGCGAUGGCCGCACUACCAUUACAAAUUGCAGCCACUAGACUUGAUGUGAUACUAGGACAAUGGAAUGGCUCCACAUCAGACGCCGUUCAAUCCUUUGCCAUGCCUGUAGCCUUGGUCUCGCAAGCCAUUCAAUCGAUGGCUGAGGUCAAAGUAUUGGGUAAAACUGAAAAAGAGGAGGAAAAGAAGCGGCUAAUCUCGCUUGUUCUGACCGCCGUGCUAGGCGUUGUCCCUUUUGUUGGAGAGGUCGGUGCCACACUCGCUGGACUCGCCGCUAUUGCACGAACUAUUGCCAUAGCUGGUGAAGUGGCAAACACGGCUUUCACUAUCUAUACCAUAGUGGAAGACCCUUCUAGCGGACCAAUGUCGGCCCUGGGUCUGUUAUUUGGUCUUGGCGGAGUGGCAGCGGCAUCGAGGGAUGCUGAAGGCUUGAGCAAAGUCGCUGCGUUGCGGAGAGAGAUGAAGGGCGAAGAUGUUGCCUCCAUGGGUGUUACGGUUGAAGAUCAAGCGGUCCUGGUUCAAAAGAUUAUGAAGGAUUGUACUCUAUAGGUUUGAAAGAAAGGUAUGAUGACAGAAUCGAGCUUUCGUAUUCAUGUCAUCUUGAAAUAACUUCGUUCACGAGUCGAUGAAAUAGACCGUUUGUAUUUUCAUCUCCUUGUAUUUUAUUGUUAUA
Molecule: messenger RNA, 3904 nt
Organism: Sclerotinia trifoliorum
Lineage: Eukaryota; Fungi; Ascomycota; Leotiomycetes; Helotiales; Sclerotiniaceae
Source: the annotation of a GenBank genome assembly